Molecule: messenger RNA, 8735 nt
Organism: Poecilia reticulata (guppy)
Lineage: Eukaryota; Metazoa; Chordata; Actinopteri; Cyprinodontiformes; Poeciliidae
Gene: grin2aa
Product: glutamate receptor, ionotropic, N-methyl D-aspartate 2A, a
Biological process (GO): monoatomic ion transport
Cellular component (GO): membrane
Molecular function (GO): ligand-gated monoatomic ion channel activity; signaling receptor activity
Source: RefSeq, a predicted model, not a curated record
CUGGUCCCAUUAUCCUCUCUCCAUGCAGGGGAUGAAGUGGUUUAGCACCAUGUCCCUCGGCAGCAAAAGGAGCAAGAGGAGGAGUAGAAGGAGCACCAGUGGCCGYGGUGGAGGGGMAGGUGCGCUGCUCUCCCUGGCCCUCCUGGUGGCGGUGACGGCCACGGUGGACCCGGUGGCAGCGCAGAAGCAGCGGACGGGCGGUGGGUCGGAGAAAGUGCCGGUUCUGAACAUCGCCGUGAUCCUGGGGUGCACGCGCUACAUCUCGGACCAGGACAUCCGGGCGCUGUGGAGCAAAGAGGACCCUAUCGACGUCAACGUGGUCACGCUGCUGGUCAACAAGACCGACCCGAAAAGCAUCAUCACCCACAUGUGUGAYCUGAUGUCAGGGACCAAGAUCCACGGCGUGGUGUUUGGGGAUGGCACUGACCAAGAGGCCAUUGCCCARAUUUUGGAUUUUAUUUCCUCGCAGACACUCAUACCCAUUUUGGGCAUCCAUGGGGGCUCGUCCAUGAUCAUGGCUGACAAGGAUGUGAAGUCGACAUUUUUCCAGUUCGGUGCUUCCAUCCAGCAGGAGGCUCUGUUGAUGCUGAACAUCAUGGAAGAGUAUGACUGGCAUGUGUUCUCAAUUGUCACGUCGAAGUUUCCCGGAUACCAGGAGUUCAUCAACAUCCUAAAAACUACAGUGGACAACAGUUUUGUGGGCUGGGACCUGCAGAAUAUCAUCACUCUGGAUGCCGUGGAGGAAGACAGCCGCUCUCAGAUCAUGCUCAAGAAGGUCCAGUCUCCGGUGGUCCUGCUUUACUGCUCCAAAGAUGAAGCGGUGUACAUCUUGGAGGAGGCUCGCUCUCUGGGCCUGACUGGAUUCGGUUACAUCUGGAUCGUGCCGUCGCUCACGACGGGAAACCCCGAGAUAACGCCGGAAGCAUUUCCGUCGGGGAUGAUUUCAGUGUCGUACGACGACUGGGACUACCCGUUGGAGGCGCGCGUUCGCGACGGAYUGGGGAUCAUAACGUCUGCCGCAGCAGCCAUGUUGGUGGAGUACGGUGACAUCCCAGAGGCCAGGACAUCCUGUUACGGCCCGAUGGAAAAGACGUCAAAGCUCCCGCCCAGCGCACUACACAAGUACAUGAUGAACGUGACAUGGGAUGGCAGGGACUUGUCAUUCACAGAGGAUGGCUACCAAGAAUACCCAAAGCUUGUUGUCAUUGUUCUCAAUAAAGAGAGAGAGUGGGAAAAGAUGGGAAAACUUGACAAUCGCAGCCUGACUCUAAAGUACCCGGUGUGGCCACGGUUCAACUCGUUUGGCGAUGCUGAGCUGGACGACAACCACCUGUCCAUUGUCACCUUGGAGGAGAAACCCUUUGUUAUUGUGGAGGAUGUUGAAAGACUCACUGGCACCUGUAUGAGGAACUCUGUGCCCUGCAGGAAGCAUAUCAAAGACAACACAACUGAGGCUGGUGGAACGUAUAUCAAAAAGUGCUGCAAAGGCUUCUGCAUCGACAUUCUGAAGAAGAUUGCCAAGUACGUCAAAUUUACGUAUGACUUGUACCUGGUAACCAAUGGCAAGCAUGGCAAGAAAAUCAACAAUGUCUGGAAUGGGAUGGUGGGAGAGGUGGUCUAUAAGAAAGCCGUCAUGGCCGUCGGAUCUCUGACGAUCAAUGAGGAGCGUUCUGAGGUCAUCGAUUUCUCCGUCCCGUUCGUAGAAACUGGGAUCAGCGUCAUGGUCUCACGUAGUAAUGGAACUGUCUCGCCAUCAGCUUUUCUCGAGCCAUUCAGUGCAUCAGUGUGGGUGAUGAUGUUUGUGAUGCUCCUACUGGUGACUGCAAUGGCUGUUUUCAUGUUUGAGUACAUCAGUCCUCUUGGCUUUAACAGAAAUCUGGCACAGGGAAAAGAUCCCCACGGUCCUUCUUUUACCAUGGGCAAGGCCGUUUGGCUGCUGUGGGGUCUGGUCUUUAACAACUCUGUGCCAGUGCAAAACCCCAAAGGAACCACCAGCAAGUUCAUAGUGUCGGUGUGGGCCUUCUUUGCUGUCAUCUUCCUGGCCUCGUACACUGCCAACUUGGCUGCCUUCAUGAUUCAGGAGGAGUUUGUUGACCAAGUCACUGGGCUGUCAGACAACAAGUUUCAGAAUCCAUACGCGUACUCUCCUCCGUUCCGCUUUGGGACAGUCCCGAAUGGGUCCACUGAGAGGAACAUCAGGAAGAACUACCCAGCCAUGCACCAGUACAUGGUGAAGUACCAUCAAACUGGUGUUGUGGACGCACUUGUCAGCCUCAAAUCAGGCAAACUGGAUGCCUUCAUUUAUGACGCUGCAGUGUUGAACUACAUGGCUGGAAGAGAUGAAGGGUGUAAGCUUGUGACCAUCGGCAGCGGGUACAUAUUUGCUACCACUGGUUAUGGCAUUGCUCUGCAGAAAGGUUCCUUCUGGAAGCGACAGGUGGAUCUGGCCAUCUUGGCCAUCAUCGGGGAUGGUGAAAUGGAAGAACUGGAGGCCCAGUGGCUGACAGGAAUCUGUCACAAUGAGAAGAACGAAGUCAUGUCAAGUCAGCUGGAUGUGGACAACAUGGCGGGGGUCUUCUACAUGCUGGCCACGGCAAUGGGACUGUCCCUCAUCACCUUCGUCUCGGAGCAUCUCUUCUACUGGAGGCUGAGAUACUGCUUCACCGGAGUCUGCUCUGGCAGACCAGGGCUUCUUUUCUCCAUCAGCAGGGGAAUCUGGAGCUGUAUCCAUGGAGUACACAUUGACAUGAAGAAGAAGACAGACCUUGACUUCAGCCCCCAGGACAAAAUGCUUAAGCUCAUUAAGUCUGCGAAACAGAUGACCAACAUGUCUAACCUCAGUGGCUCCCGCAUGAACUCGCCUAAACGAGAAUUCAUGCACUCAGCUGGUCCCAUGAUCAUGGACAUGAUGGCAGAGAAAGGCAACUUCAUUUAUGCUGACAACAGAAGCUACGCUCCCAAAGAUAUGAUCUAUGGGGACACCGGUGACCUUCAGUCUUAUCUUGCAAAUCGCCACAAAGACCACCUCAACAACUAUAUUUUUCAAGGCGGGCAGCAUCCCCUGACCCUGAAUGAUGCCAAUCCAAAUACCGUGGAGGUAGCAGUGAGUGCUGACACGGUCCAAGCAAAUGCAAAGUCUCAGCGAACCUUGUGGAAAAAGUCAACCGACACAUUGCGUUCUGUGCCACCGGGGCCUUCUCCGAUGCCUGACAUGCUAAUGCCAGAUCCACGAAUAUCCAUGAAGACGCAGCGCUACCUCCCAGAAGACACGGCCCACUCUGACAUCUCUGACUGUUCAAGCAGGGGAGCCACCUACAAGGACCCAGAAAACAACAAGCACCUGAAACCCAAGGACAACUUAAAAAAAAGAUCCAUGACGUCAAAAUACCCUAGGGAUUGCAGUGAGGUGGAGCUGUCCUACUUAAAAACUAAGCAGGUCAGCGGUGGAACCAACCAAAGUGGGAGAGGAGGAGGAGGAGGAGGAGGAGAGAAAAUCUACACAAUUGAUUCAGACAGGGAGAUGAGCCUCCAUUCAGAUCCCGUUCACUACCGUGACAGUCAUGGUCUUGGAACAGAUGAUUUGGAUUACCCUGAAAUUUACUCUGACCACAGUGAUAACUAUAGAAAGUGUGAGCAGCCAAUCAUUCAUCUGAACUCCUCACCUAUGCAUCACGCGGACUCAGAUCUUCUGCCAGACUCGGCUUACUCGAAACACUACAGCCUAAAAGAGAAAAAUAUCUCCCUGUCCCCUCAUGAAUCCAUUGACCGCUACAAACAGACACACUGCCGAUCCUGCCUGUCCAAAGUACCCUCUAGCUACCAACAAGGAGGGCCUUACGUCUCUACAGGAUCUGCCACAGCAUCUGGGACGCGAUCUCCAUACAAUCGAUGUGACGCAUGCCUUCACACGGCCAAUUUGUAUGACAUUAGUGAGGACCAGCUUCUUGGUGAUUCCUUGGUUAGCCCCACCAUGCAUCACCAAGAGCAGCAGCCAGACGAAAUGUUUGGUCUAUAUUGGCCACAGACAGAUGGGCCACAUGUCCAAAAAAGAAACCGCUUGAGGCUAAGUCGUCAGCACUCCUUUGACAACAUCAUGCUCGAAAAGCCCAAGGAUGUAGACCUGGGCCGACCAGCACGCAGCGUCAGCCUCAAGGAGAAGGAUCGCUUCUUGGACUCAGCAUCUGACUCCCACUAUGCCAAUCUCUUUGGGAUGCGCCCUUACUCUGGCAGACUCUUUGGCACUGGGUCUAAAUCAAUGCUGUUUAACAAUAACCUUGAGGAGAGCAAGAGGAGCAAGUCCCUGUACCCAACCCAUGGUUCGGAAAACCCUUUCCUCAGCCACUCGUUGAGGGAUGACACCAGCAGCAGACUGGUCCAUGGGCGCAGCUCCUCUGACAUUUACAAACAGCUGGCUGUAGGUUCUCCUUCAUUGGCCCUAGGAGCAGCUCCCAUCAAAACACGCAAUGAUGCGAACAAUCUUCGCUCUUCUGUUAAAUCCACCUCUUCAUACUGCUCAAGGGAUGGGCGGAUAGCUAAUGACAUGUAUAAUAAAGAGCAUGUGAUGCCUUACUCAGCCAAUAAGACUAGUGCAUACCCAGCCUCAAGGGGUGUCCUAAACUCAGCCCAGUUCAGCAAUAGACGGGUGUAUAAGAAAAUCCCCAGUCUGGAGUCAGAUGUUUAGUUGAUAUAAGAAAUGUUUUCUCUCCCUCUAACUCCUCUCUGGGUUUGUAUUAUAAUUUAUCAACUAUGUUAUCCACUAAGGGAUGUCAUAGUCACCUGACCAUUUUUCUUCUCUUUGACAUUGUGCUCAAAAAAGAACUUCUGGCCCACUUGGGACUAAUUGUAUUGCUCUUACUCUCUUUGCAGAUGAUAUCACCAUAUUUGCCCAUUGUCUCCCAUGUACCAAUCAGUUUAAUAUUUGAUCAGCACUCUGCUGUACGGUUUCCAAAUGGAGGAAGAGAACAUAAUAGUGCCAUUUCUGGGACUGGUGUAUUAGGUUUCUUUAUCGAAGAAUUCCUACUUUGGUAUUAGAAGAUGAGUGUAUUAUGUGCCAGUAAUGUGCAGGCGUUGAUGGUGGUAGUGAUUUUAUUUUAUUUUUUUAAGGAGGAUUAAGAAACAGUGGAAAAGGAGAUAAUGCUUAUAAUGACCUCCUUCUUACCAUUUUUCUUUUCCACCUUUACUGACAAGCUCAGUACGAGAAUGGGCCUGACAGGGGAAACCAGAUGGGUGAACUAGACUUAUAGGCAUUCUGGGAAGGGAAAGGUGGAAUAGUGAGCUAGUCCAAUGGUCUGCCACAUGCUGCGCUAACAAAUGUACCUACGACGACACCUGAGAGUGAAGGAGAACACAAAGAGGAUAAAAAAAGUGAGCAGAUCAGUGUAAUCAACUGGCUGUUUUUGUCAGUUACUGGUUUUCUACUUUUAAAAACCACGUCAGCGACACAAUAGUGAUGAGAACAAUGUAGGAAUAAUGUUUACAAACUGCAAGAAGGCAGACUGAGAAAAUGAUUUGUAUAGAGAAAAGACAAGAAUGGAAACUCUAGACAGCAGAGGGGCAUUUCAUUCUUGGCACUGCACAUAUAAAAUGAUUGCAAAGUCUUACUUUUUUAUUCUAUUCAGCUAUAAAAAUUUAAAAAUCUAUGUAGAAUUUUAGUGUUUGCUUAUUUGGUAGCACAAUAGCAAUUAGUUUAAAAAGAAACUCUCUCCCACAUUUGCAUUUGAAAAAAAAAGGCAUAGCUUACUGAAAAAAAAAUCAUCAGGAGUAGUAGGUUAUUUUGCAUGUGUUUAUUUUUUUUCCCUUCAAGACAAGAGAAAAUGCACACAAAUACUCAGUCAGACACAUAUUUAUCAUGUUUCUGAAAAGGGCAAAGUUAGAGGUGCUUGGUGGGUGGAUGUAGUACAACACAAACUUUGAUCUCUAACCUUUAAACAUAAUAAACCUGUAAAGAUAAUUGUGGAAGAGAAUAAAGAUUACAUAACAAAGAGGGGAAAGAUGACAUCUGUGUCCUCCAUCACCUCUUCUGUGGUGAACACAGGGAUAAUUUUGUCUUUUGACAACUCUGCCACUGAAAAACAGGGUAUAUUUAGCUAAAAAAAAAAAAGCUCUGAUGAUCCCUUCCUUCUUCCUUUCCUUCAUUUACAUGCCAUAAAUAGUGUGAUCGACAACAAUUCACAUUUAUUUUUUUUAGAUUGAAAUCAAGUUUAUUCUCAGUUGGCUAAACUAGGAUUGACAGUCUAUUAGUAUUUAAAGGGCAUAUAUCGUCACUUUUAAAAUGAUUCAGUUUUAUUCGUUUUCAACUGUGCAUGUCAUGAUAGUUCCAUUCAUUCCCAUGACAAAUACAGCAAUAUGCAAAAAUAUUGUGAAGACAAAAUGUUGAUCAAAAGUUGCUAAAGAGUAAUGAAGAUACGUUUGGAAUUCUGAACUCAGAAGCAUUGAUACCAAAGUUUACAGCUGAAAUGUUGGUUGGAGUUUUUUAUUCCUGACUACGAAGGAAGUCAGGAAAAUAUUUUCUGAGAACUAGAUUAGAGAGCUAACGAACGGGGUGGGGGGGUUAAAAGUACUCUGCAAACCCAUUCUACUUGUGAUUCAACAUAGGGAGAAAAAAAAAAAGUCAAGAGUCGCAAUAAAUCUAAUUUUAAAAAAAAUAACACUCUGGCAGCGUUCAGAUGGAAAUUCAAGUUAUUUUUUCUCCACGUAAACAGUCAAUGGUUUCCUCAGAACGUUUUCAAUGCACAGCAGUAAGAUAAACGUCAGGACGUUACUCCAAGCAUACCAUCUGUUAGACCACUCAAACUCUUGGUAAAGGUAAAUAUACUGAUAUGAAUUUAGAUUACAACUACAGUCAAACGUUCCCACAUUCAUUUGGCUCAGUCAGGUAAAAAAAAAAAAGAUUAAAAAAUGAGUUGAAUAAGACGGCCACGGGUGUUUAUUGAUUUAAAUAGUGACAGAGUACCGAUUAAAAAAAAGCAUAAACCACUGUAGAAGAAAGCAUGUUCUUGCAUAAAACCUUUUAUACUCAUUAACAAGAACUAUGGCUGCCUUAGUGGGUUUACUGAUUUCUUUCCUAACUCUAGCAUUUAAAUAUGUUCUCUUGUCUCAGGUUUGGGGUGUGCCUUCCCCUGAAUGGAGAUUUUAAUUGUUUCAUAAACUUCAGGCAAAAAUGUUUACAACAUGAUCUUAAUGACGAAAAUGCUCACUCCGUCAUUAUUCUGUGUUGCCAAUGCGUUCAAACACACUAUUUGACACUUUUUGAUAAGUAACCAGAGUGGACUUUAUGGAUAGCAGUUGUUCUUUGGCCAAAGUUUAUCCUGUUGAUGCAUUAUUGUAUGGUACUUCUUUUACGCAUUCUCAAUUAGGUACUGUCAGUUUUGUAAAUAAGCCAAACCAAGCAUAAUUGGGCAUAGCUGAGACCACUAAAUGGUGGGAAUAUACUUCCCAUAUCCAUCCAUUGUCUUUAUCUGUUUAUCCUUGCAUGGUUGCAGGGGGCGGGUCAGCCAUUAUUGGGCGAGAAGCUUGGUACACCAGGUAGCCAGUCAAUCACAGGCCAACACAGGACAAACCAUAAUGCAUGCACACAUUUCCAAACCUGAGCUUAUUCUAGAGACUAGUUAACCUGGGAUUUGUGUUUUUGGACUCUGGGAAAAGGUCUGAGUGUCCAGGAGAACAUGCAGGUCCUGCUAGGCAACGGUGCUACCAGCUGUACCACCUGGAAGGCCACUCCCAUGUUAUGUGUUGAAUAUGCAUCAAAAGGCACUAGUGGUACACACAUGCCACCUGAGGCAUGGUUGAAAAGACGUUUUGGUGAUUAAAAUGUCCUUUUAAAAUUAUGAUUAUGCUUUAGAUUUCAGAGGCUAGUCUAGUUUUUAUGGCUCAAAAAUAUUGAUUAUAUUUGCCCUUUAAACACUGUAGUCUUAAAAGGAGACUGUUCUCACAUUGUGAGUAAUCCAGAUCUCUUGAGGAAGAAGAAUUUUUUUUAUGAAUGGAUCCCUUGUUUUUCUUUACACCAUUGUUUGGGUGGGUUGUGGGUCGGGGCUACUGGAUCCAAGGAGGCUCCACUGUUUUAUACUCAUCCAUCACAUAUCCAUCUGUUGGGAUUUAGUGUUAUCUGUGCAUGGCAGAUGUUGGGCAAGCUUGAAAUGAUAACCAAAACACUUUUUUUUUCUUUUUUGAGGUGGGGUGGGAUUAAUCUGAUUGUUUAUUUACAUGUUUUGAUAUUUGCAUAAAGAGACAUACAGUACGUGUAUAUACUUCCAUGUUCACUCGUGCCAAACUUUUUGUAGCAUAAAGCUGUACAAAUUGCACACUUUAGAAAAAAAAAAAAAAAAAAGACAACUCAUGAAAUCACCUUUGUUAACUGAUUUGUUUGAUUGAUUGGAUCCACUAAGCCAAAUUGUAUCAAAUGAAAAUACCUCAGGAUGAUUCUGUGCAUUUUGGAGGAGCGGUAGCAACAGAACAAAAAUGUGCCACAGGUUUUUGUAGAAAAUAUAUAAAAUAUAUUAUUUAAAAAGAAAAAAAGAAAAAAAACAUGCUACAAUUAAUGGUGGCCACAACGCAGAAUGAAACUUUUCUCCUGUUUACUAUACCAGUCCAAGGUCUUCCAGUUUAGCUCUGUGUUGGAGCUCAUGCAACCCGAGAGAGAAAAGGAGGAAGAGGAGGGGAAGGAACGGAAGGUGGUAGGGAGCUUAGAUGUUCUCAGCUCUACUUUUUUUUUUUUUUUGCCAAACUGAGCACCCUUC